Xenopus laevis (African clawed frog) is the source of this 630-nucleotide messenger RNA. It is a transcript of the gene dhrs11.L, whose product is annotated as dehydrogenase/reductase (SDR family) member 11 L homeolog. Gene Ontology annotation, molecular function: oxidoreductase activity, acting on the CH-OH group of donors, NAD or NADP as acceptor; 3-beta-hydroxysteroid 3-dehydrogenase (NADP+) activity; estradiol 17-beta-dehydrogenase [NAD(P)+] activity. The coding region runs from base 85 to 630 and encodes 181 amino acids. Lineage: Eukaryota; Metazoa; Chordata; Amphibia; Anura; Pipidae. The transcript is spliced from 6 exons. The record is from RefSeq and is a predicted model, not a curated record.
GCUGCUGAAUGUCAGAGUGCUGGUUAUUCGGGCACCUUAAUCCCUUAUAAAUGUGACCUGUCCAAUGAAGAGGAGAUUCUUUCCAUGUUCUCAGCAAUAAAGACUUUGCAUCAAGGGGUCGAUGUGUGCAUCAACAAUGCAGGUUUGGCCCGACCGGAGCCUUUGCUGAGUGGCAAGACAGAGGGAUGGAGAACAAUGAUUGAUGUUAAUGUUCUUGCACUCAGUAUCUGCACAAGGGCGGCCUACCAGUCUAUGAAGGAAAGGAAUAUUGAUGAUGGUCAUAUCAUAAACAUCAACAGCAUGAGUGGUCAUAGAGUUCUUCCUACUACAGUUAUGCACUUUUAUUCAGCUACAAAGUAUGCUGUAACAGCUCUGACAGAGGGCCUCAGACAAGAGCUUAGAGAAGAAAGGAGUCACAUCCGAGCCACGAGUAUAUCACCAGGCCUUGUGGAAACUGGAUUUGCAUUUAAACUCCUUGAUAAUGAUCCGGAGAAGGCUGCUGCAACGUAUGAAAGUAUAAAGUGUCUGAAAGCUGAAGAUAUCGCUAGCACUGUGGUUUAUGUGCUCAGUGCUCCUCCUCAUGUACAGAUUGGUGACAUUCAGCUGAGGCCUACUGAGCAAAUAUCUUAG